Molecule: messenger RNA, 705 nt
Organism: Laetiporus sulphureus 93-53
Lineage: Eukaryota; Fungi; Basidiomycota; Agaricomycetes; Polyporales; Laetiporaceae
Exons: 4
Coding region: 161-619 (152 amino acids)
Source: RefSeq, a predicted model, not a curated record
GGCGGAAGCUGAUCAUUGCCGUUCUCGUAAAGGCGGAAACUAACCAUCUUGAAGCGGUAGUGUGUAAUCCGAUCUUGACAGCGAAUAACGGGAAUAGCACACACGGCAACGCUCAUAAACGCAGCUCCAUGGCAGAAGGCGAUAUACGGAGCUGUGCAAUAUGCGCUCACUAUCGCAGUUGGGAGAGGCAGACAUCGAGGCGAGCUAUUCCCCAGCAGAUUUACCCGUCAACGCUUCAGGAGAUAACAGACGGAGUCCCGCUCCCGAUGACAUAGAAUGCUCUUCUGACUUCUGGCCUGCGCUCGGCGGGGUGCAGGCUCCUGCGCCAAAAGCUGACAGAGCAGCCAAGCAUGGCUCCUUAUCAAGCGCCGAAUAUAAGGAGGAGAAACUACCGUUCUUUGGGCCGCCUGAUCCUGCUCGGUGGCCGGCGGAAAAGUCAUUCUUUCUCGCUGGCUUUCUGUUCUUUCCCUGCUGGAUCUUCGGAGGUUUCUGGCGAAGAGGUGUGUCUGAAUGUGAUACCUUCGCAGAGCUGUUCCGGUGGCGCUGUCAGGUUAUGGCGAUGCUGGCCGUUGUGAUAGGUGUCGGCCUGCUGGCCGUGGAGAUUACGUCCAGGGAGUGAAGGUUGUAGCUUUGGAGUGAGGCAAACACUGUGAUAUCAAGAGUACAAGCCACUCCCCAGCUAAUCCAGGAUACAUAGGAACGAUA